Molecule: messenger RNA, 2107 nt
Organism: Saprolegnia diclina VS20
Lineage: Eukaryota; Oomycota; Saprolegniomycetes; Saprolegniales; Saprolegniaceae
Exons: 8
Coding region: 72-2045 (657 amino acids)
Biological process (GO): microtubule-based movement; cilium organization
Cellular component (GO): kinesin II complex; ciliary transition zone; axoneme
Molecular function (GO): kinesin binding
Source: RefSeq, a predicted model, not a curated record
GUUUCGGCUCAUCGUACACAGUGUAUAUCUUGAGGAGUCGCGCCGACUGGCUGUGUGGCUACGACUGUCGAAUGUCGUCCAAGGUUCGCAGCAGCGCGUCGACAACGUCCAAGAAGUCGGACAAGACGUCGUCCUCGUCAGUGUCAGCCGAGAAAGACGACCGCAAUGCACGACUGCGCUCCCACCUCGACGACCUCGACACGUACAUGGAGAAGCUAUACGAAGAGGACAUGGAGUCCAAGCUCGACGGCGUCACGCAGAUUCUCAAUCUCUCGGAGUUUGGCGCCAACAUUGAGGUGCUCAUCCAGAACGAAGCGCUCAUGAGCCUGCUCUCGCGCGUCCUGAACGACGAGUACAAAAAGUCGUACGACUUUUCGCUCAACAUGAUGCGCAUCUUCUGGUGCUACUCGAACUUUCUCCAGCUGCACCCGAUUUUGAGCAACUACCGCAUUGGCGCGAUUACGCUCAAGAUUGUCGACUUUGAGGUCAAGCGCCACGAACUCCGGCGCGAAGAAGAGCGCGCGCUCGAGCGGACGAUCGCCGAGCAGCAAAAAUCAGGGUCGGAGGCCGACGCGGUCGCCAAGCUCAAGGCCGAGAAGAAGAAGAACAAGAAGCGGCUCAAAAAGCAAGACCAGCUAUUGUAUGUCUGUCUCAGCGUGCUCUUCAACCUCGCCGAAGACAUUCACACGGAGCGCAAAAUGGUCAAAAAGAAGAUUGUACAUUUUUUGGCCAAGAUGCUCGACCGCGUGACACCCGAUUUGGUCAUUCUCACGAUCGGGUUUCUCAAAAAAUUGAGCGUUUUCGAGGAGAACAAGGAAACUAUGAUCGAGCUCCAAGUACCGGAAAAGAUCAUCCGCUACGUCAAAUGCAACCACGACAAGACGGCCCAGAUUGCGCUCAAACUCCUCUUCAACCUCUCAUGGGACGCCCGCGUGCGCGAGGCCAUGGUCAAAAACAGCCUCGUCCCGAGUCUCGUCGAGCUGCUCAAGAAACCGCCUUUCCGCGCGCUCACACUGCGUCUCCUCUACCACCUCUCGAUGGACGACCGGUGCAAGUCGAUGUUUACGUACACGGAGGCGAUCCCAAUUGUCAUGCAGCUCGUGAUCAACUUUCCCCAAAACAUCGUCGCCAAGGAGCUCAUGGCGCUCGCAGUCAAUCUGAGCAUCAACGCGCGCAACGCAGAGAUGAUGACGCAGAGCAAGGGCCUCGAAGCCCUCGUCCAGCGCGUCCUUCGCACGCGUGACGUCCUCCUGAUGAAGUGCAUUCGCAACAUUUCCCAGUGGUCGUACACCAUCCAAGAAGAGCUCACGGCCGAGCGCAACUACAAGUACAAGGGGCUCUGGGCGCCGUUUGUCAUGCCACUGCUCGAGCUCGCGCAAGGCUCGGACAACCACGAUCUCGUAGUCGAGAUCCUUGGUACCUUGGGCAACAUGACCCCAAACGACUUGCCGGCCAAGACAACAUGGGACAAGCUCCUCACGCAGUCGGUCUCGGUGAUACCGUUCCUGAGCAAGCUGCUCGUGCGCGGCUUUUCUCAGGACGACGUCGUGCUGCAAGUGGUCAUGUUUGUCAGUGCGCUUAUGCUCGAGCCCAAGUGCGCGCCGCUGAUCACGUCAUCACGCAUUGUCCGAAGCUUCCACUUGAUCUUCCAAGACAAGCAAAACGACUGCGAGCUCACAUUGCAGCUACUCUUUUGCAUUUACCGUAUGCUCCGGCACCCCGAGACGCUGGAUGACAUUCUGUAUGGCUGCAACAUGCUCCCGGACCUGCUCCUUGCCGCCGACUCGGCCAAUAUCGAGGUGCGCCGCAUGUGCGAUGCGGUCCUCGACGUCAUCAUCGACCACGACAUCCACGAAGGCGAAGUCGGCGAGUUUGGCCGCCAGAUUCGCCGCCGCCGGUUUGAAAUCCACAACGCCGAGUACCUCAGCAUGCUUCACCACCACGACGCCCACGACGACGACGAGCACGAGCACGGCUUGCACCUUGGUGACGAGAACGACCACCUUCGCCACGACAACGACGACGACUACCGCCAUCGCAAAUAGUGUUGCGUUCCAACCACUCUAUAUAAUGCCUAACCCAUUUCUAUAUAAUUUCUAGCCUUGCU